AUGAUCAAGCCAGGCAGAAAAAGACACCAUAGUGAUGUCGAAGACCAAAAUGGAGCAUUACCAUCAACUUACCGAGAUCAAUCAACGAUACCCAAGAUAAGUGAAAGAUAUACAAUUCUUCUCAAAGAUGGAGUAACAACUGCCACAAUAUAUCCAAUCUUGUCUCCCCUUGACAUUCCAAUUGGCCUACUACACUUUUUAUGUGAUGAGUACAACAUGGAGAUUGAAAGGGGUGAAACAUUACCCUAUUUCGAUCCGCUAACACUUGAACAAUUUGUUGAUCAUUGGUUCUCGUCUUUUGUAGGUGUGAUGUGUCUUGGUGAUGAUCUCAAUUUGAAUAGAAAUUCAAAUGGUAGGUCAUGGGAGAAUGAAUGUUUGGGGAUGUUUUGUAUUCAAGCACAGUACCCAGGGAAGAGGUGUUCACACAUUUGCACAGCAGAAUUUCUUGUCAAUGCUGGUAUCAGAGGAAAAGGUAUUGGCAGGACUUUAACCGACUGCUUUUUGCAAUGGGCUCCGAAACUUGGAUAUACCUACACCAUGUUCAAUCUCGUUUUCGAAAGUAAUGCAGCUGCCAGAAAGUUGUGGGAGUCAAUGAAUUUCAAGAGGGCAGGAAAGAUUAAAAGUGCUGCAUACGUGAAAAAUCUCGAUCAACCAGUUGAUGCAAUCAUAUAUGGUCGUGAACUUACAGAUAAAUCAGUAACAGAGUCUAGUGCCUAUAGAUUUGAUAAAAUAAAGUAUUAUCUAGAGACUGGCAAGUAUCCAGCCACUGCUGAUCGUCAGGAAAAAGCGAGAUUGAGAGCUGGAGCAAUGCACUACAGUCUAUCCAAUGGCAAACUAAUGUUGAAAGGGAAGGAAGUUGUAGCUGAUUUGGAUCAACAAAUGCGCAUUUGUCACGAGUUGCAUCGAAAUAAUGGACAUCUUGGGAUAAAUAAAACAACCACUCAAGUGGCGGAAAAAUAUCAUUGGCCGCGUAUUAAAGAGACCGUGGGGAUAGUGAUUAAGGAAUGCGACAAAUGCAAUAGAAUACCAAAAGACGGCCACAACGAAAGAUAUGACGUAGCCAACCACGAUUUUGAAAGACCACAAGUAAGUGAGCACAUUCAAGCAGUCGUGUCGGAAGUCCAGCAAGCACAUCGGGAUGGAUUAAGACAAACUUAUGCAGAAGUUGCUGCCUCAUCUGGUCCAAUCUUUUCAAUGGUUGAGAGAUACUUGUCUGAUGAAGAUACCGAAUCUGAUAUCAUCCGUCCAAGAGUUAGAACUUACCAAAGAAGAUAG
Messenger RNA from Lodderomyces parapsilosis, 1275 nucleotides. RefSeq names its product Spt10p (gene SPT10). The transcript has a single exon. The coding region runs from base 1 to 1275 and encodes 424 amino acids. Gene Ontology annotation, molecular function: acyltransferase activity, transferring groups other than amino-acyl groups. NCBI's taxonomy places the organism in Eukaryota, Fungi, Ascomycota, Pichiomycetes, Serinales, Debaryomycetaceae. The record is from RefSeq and is a predicted model, not a curated record.